Molecule: messenger RNA, 1003 nt
Organism: Stylophora pistillata
Lineage: Eukaryota; Metazoa; Cnidaria; Anthozoa; Scleractinia; Pocilloporidae
Product: cysteine/serine-rich nuclear protein 1
Biological process (GO): regulation of transcription by RNA polymerase II
Cellular component (GO): nucleus
Molecular function (GO): DNA-binding transcription factor activity, RNA polymerase II-specific; sequence-specific DNA binding
Source: RefSeq, a predicted model, not a curated record
UUGCGUGUUUUUGACGUCACAAGACAAGCACGUAUGUCAUGAAAAUAGGAACCCGAGAUCACAGCGUAUAAAUACGAAAUGCCAAAAUCUGUGAAACGAGAGCAGUCGGCGCAGUGAAAUUUAGACGCUCCUUGUUAGAAUUCGCGUUGGUUGAAAAUGGGAAAGCGAAAACACAGUACCGAUAGCGGAGAAGAAAGCGACGAUUCUUGUAAACGGCUGAAAAAAGAGGUACGAUUUGGGGAAGUCACAAUCUACCAUUUCCCCAGAAAGCAAGGUUUUGUUUCCGUGCCUUCGUCGGGAGGUACUACUUUGGGAAUGGCGAGAAAGCAUGUAUUGAUAGAGAAAAUCCAAGUCGAUUUUGAAGUGGACGGUGUUACAACAGGCGAUCGAAGACCCUUCGCACCCGUAGCGCAAAAGACAAGGAAAAAUAUUCUUAAAACUGCCGGCGUUCGCCGGAUUCUCAAGAAAGAAGAACAAGAUUGCGCUCAGCUGAGGUUAUCGCGAAUCAUUUGCGGUUGCAGCUGUGGGGAUAUUUGUUACCCGCAAACAUGUGAGUGUAUUUUAAGUGGGAUAGCCUGCCAAGUUGACUACGGCCGCUUUCCUUGUUCUUGUCAGGCAAAUGGCUGCCAAAACAAUCACGGACGAAAACAGUACAACCCAAGCGUCGUUGAAAAACAUUAUUUUGAAACAUUCUCCCGGCUAAAUGGGCAAACUACAAGCAAAACUGUUCUCCAGUACGUGGGAAUAGCGUAGUAAUAGGAGAAUUGAAAAUAUUAUUAUUUUGAAUUGUAUAUUUCUUGAUGCAUAUCGGGCUCAUUGAUAUGCUAAACAAAAGAGCGACAUUCUAAAGAACUUAAGGGGUUUAUUAAUACAUCUAUUGUGACUAUGUAUAGAAAUGUUCCUUUCUUUCCGUGGCCUCGGUUCUAUAGCAUGUUUUAAGUUAUUUAUGAAAAUUUGAUGCGAAUGAAUAUUAUUGUCUAAAUAAAACGAUCUCUUACUCAUA